Messenger RNA from Dictyostelium discoideum AX4, 2934 nucleotides. RefSeq lists its product as hypothetical. Lineage: Eukaryota; Evosea; Eumycetozoa; Dictyosteliales; Dictyosteliaceae. Bases 1 to 2934 code for a protein of 977 amino acids. The record is from RefSeq and is a predicted model, not a curated record. The transcript is spliced from 5 exons.
AUGAUAAAAUCAACAAACAAUGAAAAUGAAUUAGGAAUUACAUGUCAAGAGAUAGCAGAAACAGAAAAUCCAGGAACAAUUUAUAAAAAAUGGGAAGAGGAUAACCAAUUAGAUAAAUUUAAAUUAAUCUUCAAAAAGAAAAAGGAUUCAGUAAAAUGGGGUGAAGAAUCAUUACCAACAACAACACAUGGUGUUUCAGCAUCAACUCAAACUAAUACUACUAGUAAACCACCAUCUAGAUUGCCACCAACACCUCAAAAAACAAGUGUUUCAGUUGGUGAUUCAGGUCCACCAUCACAUCCACCACCAACUCCAGAUGAAGAUAGAGCACCACAAAGAUCAUUCGGUAUUAAUCCAUUAAUGAAUGAAAUUGCUUUAAAAAGAAAUAAUCCUGAUAAUAAACCAAUUUUAAAAUCAACACCAAAAAAAGAACAAUCACAAACAGUUAUAAUUGAUUGGAUUAAUAAGAAAUUAGUUGAAUUUGGAAAGAAUGAAAAGAUUGAAAAUUUAGAAUCAGAUUUAAAAAAUGGUUGUGUUUUGGCAUUAUUAUUGGAAGGUUUAAGUGGUUUAUCAAUUAAAGAUUUCAAUAGAACACCAACAACAAAAAUUCAUAUAAUUGAAAAUAAUAAUAUCAUUUUACGUUUCUUAAAAGUUUUAGGUGUUAAUUUAGUAAAUAUCACUGGUGAAGAUAUGUGGGAGACUAGACCUGAAACAAUGAUGAGAAUUUUGGGCAUAAUCAUUAAACAUUUCCAUGAUACAAGUCCAGAACAAACUAAACAAAGAAUUUCAAUGAUGAUGACUAAUAAUAAUAAUAAUAAUAAUAAUAAUAAUAAUAAUAAUAAUAGUAAUAAUAGUCAAAAUACUGCAAAUAAAAAAUUACCACCACAAAGAAAGAUAGCUGCUAAACCAUCACCAAAUGUAAAUAAUAAUAAUAAAAAUAGUAAUGGAGAUGUGGUACCAGAACCACCACAACCAACAAUUGCAAAAUUAAAACCAGUAAAUUCUGCCAAUGCCACUGGUAAACCAGCACCAAUGAUGGCAAAAAGAAAACCUCCACCAAAGGUUGCAAAUGGUUCAGUUGCUGCACCACCACCAUUAUCAUCUAGUAGUGAUAAUACAGUUUUACCAUCACCACCAAAAUCACCACUACAACCUUCAUUACCACAUAAUGCAUUAUCAAGUAGUGGUAAUAGUUUACCACCACCACCUCAAUCACCACCCCCAACAGCAUUAAAGAAAUCACCAGCUCCAAGUCAAUUUGUACCAAAAGCACCACCAAAAGCAGGCGAUCCUAAACCAAUUCCACCACCAAAAUCAACUACCACUACUAAACUUUCACCAUCUAAUAAACCAACUUUACCACCAGGUAGACCAUCAGUACCACCACCAACUACAACAUCAACAGCACCACCAACUACAUUAGCACCACCUCCACCUGUUGCAAAAAGACCAAUUGCAAAAUCACCAAAUCAACCACCACCAACAACAACAACAACAACAACGGAUGGUUCAUUAUCACCACCUUCUACUAUAUUAUCAAGAACUAGUAGUGAACCACCACCAGUUUCACCACAAUUAUUACAACAAAUGAAUCCACCACCAGUUGAAACUUUGAAAAAACCACCAACACCACCAAGAUCAUUCAUUAAACAACCACCAACAACGACAGCUUCUGAAACUACAUUAUCACCAUCUGGUUCAGUUCUUCCACCACCACCAACACUUACUUCAUCACAAGAUGCACCACCACCAAUUGAUAUUUCAGUUCUUCCACCACCACCAUCACCAACUGAUUCACCACAAAUUAAGAGACCAGUUUCAUUACAAUAUAAUAAUCCACCAAAAAAAACUCCACCUCCACCACCACCAGCAAGAACAAAGCCACCAGUUCCAGAAAAACCUGUUAAUUUACCCGUUGUUGAAGAACAACCUCAACAACAAGAAGAGGAGUAUUAUGAAGAAGAUCAACAACACUAUGAACAAUAUGAUGAUGAACAAGAACAACCUCGAGAGCCAAUUCAAGAGGAACAACAACAACAACAAGAACAAGAACAAGAACAACAACAAGAACAAGAACAAGAGCAACACCACCAAGAAGAAUAUUAUGAAGAAGAACAUGCAAUUGAGGAAGAACAUCAACAUCAAGAACAAACAAUUGAAAAUGAAAAUAAAUCAAAUGAUGUAAUUGUUAAUGAUGAUAAUGAAGAAUCAUUUACUUUUGAAGAAUUGGAAUCAAUAAUGAAUUCAAAUAACUUUAAUUUCGAUGAUCUUCUUAAAGAGGCUAAUCAAUCUAUCUCUAAUCAAAAUUCAAAUGCAAUCAAUUAUGAUAUGGCAAUAAAUUCAUUGGAUACAAUUGGCACCACUAGUUCAACAACUACUUCAACUACUGUGGUUGAUGAUGAUUCUUUAGAUGAUUUAUUGGAUCGUCUCGCAAGAGUCAAUUAUGAUUCUAUUGGUUUACAAGUUAAUGUAUCAAUAAAUGGAUUUAGUUUACCAACUCUUACAUUAAUGGACAAUACAACUAUUAUAGGUAUCGAUAAUUCAAAUUCAAAAGAGUUUCCAACUCGUACAUACACAUUCCCUAUUCCAAAAGGUUGUGGUAGAAAUCAAGUUUCGAUGUCAAUUGAAAAUCAAACAACACGUACUGAAGAAAUAAUAUUUGAAAAUAACUACUUUUUAUUCCCUUUAAAACAUGAAUAUGGAUCAACCCCAAUAAAUAAGUAUCCAGUUUUUAAUUCCACAAGUGGUCAAUUUAUAAUUAAUGGUGAAAAUUUCAUUCCAAACACAUCUGAUAAUUCAAGUGUUUAUUGUUUUUCAAAUGAACAACUAUAUAAUUGUUCAUUUUUAAAUUAUGAUUCAAUUUCAUGUGAUAUUGAAUUUGAGGGGGAGGAGACAGGUGGUAAUUCACAAGUAAAAUGGAUGGAGCAAACAUAA